This is a messenger RNA of Pogona vitticeps (central bearded dragon), 3979 nucleotides long. It is a transcript of the gene SACK1G, whose product is annotated as family with sequence similarity 83 member G. NCBI's taxonomy places the organism in Eukaryota, Metazoa, Chordata, Lepidosauria, Squamata, Agamidae. The record is from RefSeq and is a predicted model, not a curated record. Gene Ontology annotation, molecular function: protein kinase binding. Gene Ontology annotation, cellular component: nucleus; cytosol. Gene Ontology annotation, biological process: BMP signaling pathway.
UCCCACAUCAAACAGCCCUGCGCUUGCUUCAAAAGGCUACGAGGAGCGCCGGAGAGAAGGAGACAGGUAUUGGAGGUCCACUCCCAAGCCAAAGGCCACCUUGCAGGCAGGCAGGCGCUUUGUUGAACGUGGUCAUCAUCACCCUCAGCCACAGCCGGCUUCCCAGCUUGCCUGCCUCCUCCUUUCCCUCCCUGGCCUGAUGCGGAAGAGAGCACACAGCGCCUUCUUCCCAUGCCCAGCUGGGUGAAUCAUGCGCUUCCUGCCUUCCCCGGGGAAGCAGCAUGAAACAGCCGGUGUGUGGCUCAGCGAAGGGGUUAAUGGGACAAGCAGCAACAAGGAGCCCGGGAAGGCGGGCCGAGGGCGUGUGACGGCAGGUCGGGCCGGGAGGAGCAGUGGAUUACUCAGGUCCUUCUCCUGUUCAUGCGCCUCUUUCCCCGGCUUGCAACCGGAUGAGUUCAUUCCAGGCGGAGAACCUGCCGGGCUCCAGCUGGCCGGCCGGCAAAAGCCCUCCAGAGCGGAAACCCUGAGCCAGAAGGCCCACCAGAUCACCGAGGCAGCCGGGCAAGCCUUCAAACCUGCCCUCCUUUCCUCUCCUGUCCAGAGAAGUUGUGGAUCCAAGACAAGAGAGGGUCAGAUCCCGGCUGAACAGCCAAGAGAACUCUGCCCCGGCAGCUGCUAUUUACUUAAUGCCGGAGGAGUUUCGUCACCUUCUUUGUCAAGUGUUCACAUGGGGAAUUGGAAAGGAAAGGAAAAGAGGUGAAGAACACAGAAGCUUGUUGUGGGAAAGGACGGAAGAAAAACAGGAUUUCGACAUAGUUGAAACGGAGGGCGAGGGUGUUUUGACGGUGGUUGUGUCUUGUUUUUUAGCCAUUUUCCAAGAGUUUGGGGUUUGAGAGAAGACUGGACAAAUCUCUCCCCCCCCACCCGGUGCUUUUCAUCCAACUGAGAUGAGAUGAUGAACCAACAGAAGGAUCGGAUUCGUCACUGAAAGACCUCAAAGGGUCAAGUCCCUUUUGGGGAAAACUGGGGAAAGGGGAAACCAUUCACAGGGACUUGAGAAAGAAGGUUUUUUUCCAGCUGCGAAUUGACCCACUCAGAGAAACCUGACCCUAACUUAUUUCUUUAAAAUAGUCCACUUGCUUUAUUUAUUCUUUGUUGACGGACGCCGGGAAGCAUGGCCCUCUCCCAGGUGCAGUGUCUGGACAACAGCCACGUGAACUGGCGGUCCAGCGAAUCUAAGCCGGAGUUUUUCUACAGCGAAGAGCAGAGGCUGGCCUUGGAAGCCCUGGUGUCCAAAGGCCCGGACGCUUUCUACGAAGUCCUCAAGAAGGAGAACAUCCGCGACUUCCUUUCCGAGCCGGAGCUCAAGAAAAUCUUGGACUCCCUGGAAACGUACGACCCGGGCUCGGAGUAUUUUCCCCGGGGGGACGAAGGUGUGGAUCGCCAGAGCCAAAACAGCGAACAGGAACCGGCGCCUUCGUUGGCGUACUGGCCGGAGAAGUCGGACCGGUCUAUCCCUCAACUGGACUUGGGCUGGCCGGAGACCAUCGCCUACCGCGGGGUGACCCGGGCCACCGUCUACAUGCAGCCCCCCAUGGACUACCAGCCUCACAUCAAAGAGGUGGUCCGCAAGAUGAUCUGCCAGGCUCAGAAGGUGAUCGCCGUGGUCAUGGACAUGUUUACGGACGUGGACAUUUUCAAGGAUCUCUUGGAAGCCGGCUUCAAGCGGAAAGUGGCCAUCUACAUCAUUGUGGACGAGUCCCAUCUGAAAUAUUUCCUCCAGAUGUGCGAACGGGCCCAAAUGCACACCGGCCACCUCAAGAAUCUCCGUGUGCGCACGACCGGAGGGACGGAGUUUUUCACCCGCUCGGCCACAAGGUUCAAGGGCGCCUUAACACAGAAGUUCAUGUUUGUUGAUGGCGACAAAGCCACGUGCGGGUCCUACAGCUUCACCUGGUCGGCAGCCAGAACGGACCGCAACGUCAUCACGGUCCUCUCGGGCCAGGUGGUCGAGGCCUUUGACAAGCAGUUCCAGGAGCUGUACCUCAUGUCUCGGGGGGUCAGCCUGAGCUCCGUCCCCAUGGACGAAGAGCCGGAACCAGAACCGCUGAUUCUGCCCUCGCUGGCGCCCGUCAACCAAGACCAAGCCGUCAUGAAGAGGAUGGUGAACCCCAAGUACGCCCUGGUCAAGGCCAAGAGUGUGGAGCAGAUCGUCCACAGCAAAGAGGGCAGCGAGCAGAAAGCCACCCAGCUGCCAAAGGCGGCGGUCAAGGGCAAGGCCGGCCCGGAGGGCCAUGUCGCUGAGCGGCCGAGCGGUCUAGCGGAGACGGCGCCGCCGAUCCACCCGGGGCUCUUGAACUUGGAGAAAGCCAACAUGUUCGAUUACCUGCCCACUUGGGUCGAGCCCGACCCGGAACCCGGGAGCGAGGUGUUGGGGUAUAUCAACAUCAUCGACCCGAAGGUCAAGAUCAUCCAGCCCUCGCAAAUGAAUCGCAUCAAGGUGUGCGACGUCUCGCAGGCCAGCGCUCAGCACAGGCAGAAGCUCAAACAGAAGGCGCAAGAAGGGAGGAGAAGCAACGGCCGCCCCACUAACCUGACCCCCUCUCCCCACCAGCUGGAGAAGCCCUGCCCCAAAGUAGUCCCAAACCAGGAGACCUCUCCAAACCUCGUCGCCCACCCUGUCAAACAGACCUGCGGACACCCUGCCAAUGGAGGCGGCUUCGCCACUGUGGCCAGCAACGGUCAACCCUCAAAGCAGCCGCACGACGCACAACCGGAAGACCGGACGGACCACGGCGUGGCUCCCCCAAUCCCGAAACCGCGGACAGUCCCUGUGACGGACUUUAUCUCCAUGAAAACCGCACAGACCGAGGAAGGAGGUGCCCCGCAGGAUGUGACCCCGGCCCAGCCCUCUGGGGCUGACGGAGCAAACGCCGACGUGAGCCCUGAAGGAAGCCAGCCGGUUUCAGGGACGGGGAACUCGCGCGCGCUGAGCAGACAGGCGGCUGUGUCUCAGGUGACCCCGGUGAACGGGGUGCAAGGGGGUGCAGCUGGAGAGGACGAGGAAGAGGAGGACUACGUGACCGUCAGCGACCAAGAGAGCUGCUCCGGAAGCUCCGCCGAGCGCAGCCACCGGCACUCGGACGCCUCUUCUGUCUCGGAGGAGUGCUUCGAGGUGAGAUCCCACCCGGGGCUUCUGAGGAGGACCAAUUCGGACUUCCUCGUCAACGGAGGGACGGGCAGCCUUCCCCCCUGGUCUCACCUUCAACGCAAGCUGAGCGAGCCCCACAUGAGCCGGGGGACCUUCGUAAGCCCCCUCGGCAGCCCGCAACCCACGCUCGGCUUGGCCCUGGAGGAGGCCCGGCAGAAGAGGCGGGAAGGCGACGGCGGGGAGGACGCGAGGCGAGUUUUGGGAAGGGGCCAUCACCGGCACGCCUUGCCCGACGGCUACAAUACCUGUCCGAGCAAUGCUCCACAGGGCUCGCCACUGUUCUGCUACGGAACCCGGGUGCAAGGGUCCGGCCAGAGAGGCCGAAGCGGAAGCCAGCCGGGGAAAGGCCCCGAAGACAGCAAAUACCCCCGGGACGGAACCAGGGUCAAAAAACUGCCCCCGGGCCCAACUGGCCAGGCGUAUUGGCAGAGCAAAACCUUCACCUCUCCUAAGAACUCGCAGCCUGGCCGUUCGCCCCAAGGGGGGAGAGGGGGUCCACCGAGAGCAGCCGGCCAGGCCCUCUCCCCAUUCCACGAAAGCCAGAGGGCACCGGAAGAUAUGAAGACGCCCCUCGGCAUCCCUCUCUCUAAAUUAUCGCAGACCAAACACCUAAAGAGCAAGGUAAACCAGUGGUCGGAUUCGAAACGGAAACCUCAGGGACCCAUGAGCCAUAAGGAUCCUUGACCCCUUAAGAGGCACCCUUCUAGCGUUUGGGAUAUUUUUAAAGAACGAGAGAGAGAGAGAGAGAGAGAGAAAGCGUCAGCAAGG